AGCUCUAUCAGAAAAAAUUGUCUCGGUCCUGCCAAGGAUGAAAUGCCCACACCAGCUGGAGCCCCACCAGAUCCAGGGGAUGGAUUUUAUUCACAUAUUUCCUGUUGUUCAGGUGAGAGCCUCUGUGUGGUUUCUUGUCCUCUUAACAUCAGAAUUCCUGUGAUGGUCCUGGCUUGUCCUGUAAUGGGUCCGUCUGUCCUGGAUCCUGAAUGUAGUGGGUGUGGCUUAGAUUUGCUACAGCAGAACAUGGUGGUGUUCGUUGUCGUCAUCUUCAGAAGAUUGCCAGUCCUGCAUAUACCCUAGUUUCAUGCUGUCACCUGAUGAGAUCUUUGAAUGUUCUCAUCUGACUUUUCAUUGCCUUUUUGGUAAAAACAGAACUCCGUAGCCUGGUAUGCUCUGUUCCCUUUUGACCUAUCCAGCUUGAUUUCAUUCCUUGCUUUUCUUUGUUCUUUUUGUUCUAGCACUCUCUGGCAUUCAUUCAGAUUUCCCCAGGUUUAUUCUUCCACCUGUCACAGUGCUUUUGCGUUGCUCGUUCCUUGGGCUGGAAUGCUCUUCCAUUCUCUUCUUACCUGUUUAAUUCAAAUGGCUUACUUCAACCCUUCAGAUCUCAGUUCCACCAGACCUCUUCAAGAAAGCCUUCCCUCAUCCCCUAAUCCACAGCAUGUUCCUUUAUGGUACGCACUCCUAUGGCCACAUCCCUUUCCUUCACCAGAGUCUUACAGCAGUUCGUAAUCAUGUGUAUCCAUGUGUGUGUGAUUGUUUAUCUGCUUCUCUCAUUAGACUCUUAAGCUGCAUGAGAGCAAGUCUGCAUGGCUGUCUUGCUUAUUGUUUUGUUUCCAGUACCUACCAGAACGUCUUACAGUUUGUAGAUAUUCAGUCCGUAUGGCUAAAUGCCUAAGGGAGAGACUUCUCUUUGCCUCCAGCUGUUUCCCAAACCCCUAUGAUUAAGUGGCUCAUGCUGUACAGCUCCCAAACAGCCGGCCCUCCAUAUUCGCAGCUCCACAUCCAUAAAUUCAACAAACAAUGCAUCAGAAAUGUUUGGGGGUGGGUGGGGGGAAACACAAUAAAAAAUAACAAUACAACAAUAAAAAGUAAUAUAAAUUUAGCAAGCUGGAAAAAGAAAGUAAUACAAAUUAAAAAAUACAGUGUAACAUAACUAUUUACAUAGCAUUUACAUUGUAUUAGGUAUUAUAACCUUAGAGAUGAUUUAAAAUAUAGGGGAGGAUGUGUUUAGGUUGUAUGCAAAUACUGUGCCAUUUUAUAUCAGGGACUUGAGCAUCUGUGGAUUAAUAUCUAGAGGGUCCUGGAACCCAUCCACCACAGAUUCCUUGGGACAACUGCAUUCUGUGCAGUUCUUCUCUUCCCCUCUAGGCAUCUUAGAAAGAGGAGGAGCAAAGGGACUCAGGUGUGUUGCCCGCUGUGUGAACACUACUUCCCAUCUGACUCUAAUAGAGUUCUCUGAAGCAUUUAUUAUAAUCCCUUACAUUUGAGGAAAGUGAGAAAUGUAAUUUCCUUACAUUUGGGAAAGAUGAGACUGAGAGAAGGUAAUUGUUUUGCUUAAGGGUGGAGAGUGGACAAGCAAAGGUUCCAGUCUAAACUCUGUCUCCAAGCCUGUGCUUUUUCCACUCCACCAUUCAUGCAGCUGCUGAGAAGGAAGCUACACAGCCCUUGAAGCUAGAAGUUUUCUAGUUCUGUGUUAAGAUUAUGAAAUAUAGGGGUCAAGAGUAUGGACCCUGGAGACCUCCUGGGUUCAAGUCGGUCACUUUCUAGCUGUGUGACCUUGGGUAAAUAACUUUCUGUCUGUUAAAUAGAAAUAAAUAAUAGCACCUACCUGAUAGGAUGAGACAUUAAGUUAGUUGUAUGUCUAAAGCACUUAGUUGAAAGACUGACCAUUUUAGUAAGUGCUUUCUAGGUGUUACAUAGUUUGUUACUGUUAUGUGUUGAGUCUUCCCCUCUGCUAGACUUCAAGCCGAAUUCCAUGAAAUUUGUAAAUUCGAGGCCAAGACUUUACCUUAAAAUUUAUUUGUAUGUUUGUUAGCCUUUCUGUCUUUCUUAUACAAGGGGACACUACCUGAUCAUUUUUAUGAAAAUAGGAAGUUGGGGCCCUGUGUUGAUUAUUAUUGAAACCUCCAAUAUCAUCAAACUGUGAAGUUGUUACCUUUCCCCCAAAACAUGGAUCUCUAGAGAUUAGACCUUUUUUAACCCUACACUAGGACUUUGGAGGCAAAAAAAAUCUAGUCAGGUUGUGAGAAGAAUUGGAAGUGAUCUUCUGCAGUCAGUUGGGUGUUUUGAAGGUCUGAGUGUUCUUCAUUGUGAGUGGAAUGCUAGACGGUCUGUCUGGAUGGGAGGGCCCAGGCUAGUGGUUACAAUUUCUUAAUUUCAUGGACCUGUAAAAUUUUAAAGCAAAAAUGGAGGUUGGCCUAGGGUUGCCACCUGUAGUUUUCCAGGCAAGGACACUUUAAAAAAUAACUACAAUCUUGCUUUAUCAUUUCAUAAAAUAAUGGCCAUUUAAUUCUCAAACUCAAAAAAAAGCAGUCCUUGAAAUUAAAUACAUUUAACUAUGAUGAAACUCACCAUGUGCCUGUAGCUUUUGCCUGUUUUUGUUUGUUUUGUUUUCCCCCCAGGCACUCGUGAAAGAAUAAUCACCGGCCAGCAGUUGUAAGCCAUUUACCUACUUCUCUUAUGUGAUUCUAGAAGCCCAUCAUCCGUGUUCACACCAUUUUAGCAAAGCUGUAGUAACUUUCUCUGGAUGCAGCCAAGAAAAAGGCAGAUCUAAUUUCUGGCCCCUGGUAGUUCUAGAUCAUAUCUUUUUCUCCUGGGUUGGACAUGUGACUCCUGUGAAGGUCAGUAUUUUUCUUGAGUGCUAGGGAACCUGUGGCAGAGCUAGACUGUCCAAGAGUUUCCCUCUAUGGCCUUUCAUGCUGGAAACUCCAAAACAUCUGUUAGGACUCCAUGCUCUCCAGGAUCCAGCCAGGCGGUAACUCAGGGUAGAUCUGGGAUUAAUGGGAGCAGCUCUGAAAGGGAAGCAGAUGUGAAAAGCCAGAAACUGGGUCUCCCAAUUCAAAAGAAAGCAGGGCUGAAUUGAGUUGAGCAAUGAGCCAACUGCCUUAGUUGGCCCUUAGUUGUCCUGGACCACUUAGUUGUACUGGGAUGGAGUACAGGUGAGGGACUAUAAUCAUUCUCAAUACUCUCUGAUCUUCUGUCUCUGCUUCUGGAUUUUAGUCUUUGCCUGAGGUCACUGUUUGGGGGUGAAGUGGUAGAAAUAUAUAGAAGAUACUAACAGCAAGGAAUAUUCCUCAGAGUUAUUUGCUCUAUUCUGAGCAGCUAUUUCCUAAACAUGUGCUUUACUUGAGCUGGCUGCGCUUUGUGAACAAACAUCUGCGGGAACACCGUACAGCACGGUGUUAUGUGCCAUGUGCCUGCUUUCCUAGGUAGCUAACCCUCACCAAGUGUGAUAUGCUGUUGGCGAAACACAGCUACUAUCCAAAAACUGCUUUUGAGAUGCAGUAGCUUUCUCUGGAGAGGGAGUGGCACCCCUUCUGUGAUGUUCUUCAGUAAUAAAGGGAGUGAAUGAAGAGCUGGGGAGGAGAAGCAAAGGUUCUUUUUACACUUUACACCCUUACCCUCAGAGCGGGUGGAUCUUCUGCAGGUUUUUACCCUCAGAGCGGGUGGAUCUUCUGCAGGUUUUUACCCUCAGAGCGGGUGGAUCUUCUGCAGGUUUUUACCCUCAGAGCGGGUGGAUCUUCUGCGGGUGGAUCUUCUGCAGGGUGGUGUUUUAAUGAUAAUAACUGGAGUUUUCAGUUGGGAGAAGUGAAGAGCAGCUGUUUCUGAGUAUCAGCCUAACAAAGCUGGGAAACAUUUCAUGAAACCAUUUGUCCAGUCUUCGGUGUAGAAUAGUCUCUUGAGUUGUGACUCCCAGCUUUGCAGCUGGCUAGCUAUGGAUCCAUGAGUAAGUUAUAUAGUCUCCCGGCACUUCAGGUUCAGUAAAACUCAGCCAGUACCAUCCGACAUUGUGAGGAUUAAGAGAGAAUGUUAUGAAUGUCAGGAUAAACCAGUGCCUUCAACUGCGUACUCAGUAUGCACCAUUGUCAAAUCUGAGUAUUUUGGACAUUUUUUCACUUGUCAAAUGGGGAGUUACACUAGCAUUCUCUGUGGUUCUCUUCCUUUUCCCUGGUCUGUGGUGUAAGGAGCACAAGAAAAAGAGAUUUACAUGAAGAUCUGCCAGUAGGACCAGGAAGUUGGGAGAUAACUCUGUUUGUUUUGUGCUUCAGGUGUUUACAAAUCACUCUACUACUUGCGAUUUCAUUUACUCCCAUGUUAGCUCUGUGAGGUGAAGGGAACUGAUAUACUUUUACAGAAAGGAAAACUGAGGCUCAAGGAUGUGAAGUAAGGCUUUAAAGCUCCUGCACGGCUACUCAGCACUAGGUCCCAUUGGAUCUUAACAUCUCGGAUACCCAGCUGGUUGCUUUUCCUGUAGAACAGCAUGUGUUGAUAGCUUCUUAUCACCUAGUCAGUUCAACUAUGCUGAUUUGAGUUCAUGAGUUGGGCCAUGUCUGAACUGGCCUUCACUGCAGUGGGAUGUUGUCCUUAGCAACUCAUGUCUUUUCACUUUCUUCCCCAGUGGCUGGUGAAACGAGCUAUAGAAACAAAAGAAGAGAUGGGUGACUAUAUCCGCUCCUACUCUGUAUCCCAGUUCCAGAAGACUUACAGUCUCCCUGAGGAUGAUGACUUCAUAAAGAGAAAAGAAAAGGCCAUCAAGACAGUUGUGGACCUGUCAGAAGUGUACAAGCCCCGUCGGAAAUACAAACGCCACCAGGGAGCAGAGGAGCUACUUGAUGAAGAAUCUCGAAUCCAUGCUACGCUUUUGGAAUAUGGCAGGAGAUAUGGAUUUAGCCGCCAGAGCAAAACGGAGAAGGCUGAGGACAAGAAAACGGCACUUCCAGCAGGGCUGUCAGCUACAGAAAAAGCUGACACCCACGAGGAAGAUGAGCUUCGAGCAGCUGAAGAGCAGCGUAUUCAGUCGCUGAUGACCAAGAUGACCGCUAUGGCAAAUGAGGAGAGCCGUCUCACCGCAAGCUCCGUGGGCCAGAUUGUGGGACUCUGCUCUGCUGAGAUCAAGCAGAUUGUGUCCGAGUAUGCGGAGAAGCAGUCUGAGCUAACAGCUGAAGAAAGUCCAGAAAAAUUAGGAACCUCCCAGCUACAUCGCCGGAAGGUCAUUUCCUUGAACAAACAGAUUGCGCAAAAGACCAAACAUCUUGAAGAGCUGCGAGCAAGUCACACCAGCCUACAAGCCAGAUAUAAUGAAGCCAAGAAAACGCUGACAGAGCUGAAGACUUACAGUGAGAAACUGGACAAAGAGCAAGCAGCCCUCGAGAAGAUAGAAUCCAAAGCUGAUCCAAGUAUCCUACAGAACCUGAGAGCACUUGUAGCCAUGAAUGAAAAUCUGAAAAGUCAAGAACAGGAAUUUAAAGCACAUUGUCGAGAGGAGAUGACACGGCUACAGCAAGAAAUUGAAAACCUGAAAGCUGAGAGAGCACCAUGUGGAGAUGAAAAGACCCUCUCCAGUGGAGAGCCGCCUGGUACCUUGACCUCUGCAAUGACUCAUGAUGAAGACCUAGACAGACGGUAUAAUAUGGAGAAAGAGAAACUUUACAAGAUACGUUUACUACAGGCUCGAAGAAAUCGAGAAAUAGCAAUUUUGCACCGCAAGAUUGAUGAAGUCCCUAGCCGUGCCGAGCUAAUACAGUAUCAGAAGAGAUUUAUUGAACUCUACCGCCAGAUUUCAGCAGUGCACAAAGAAACCAAGCAGUUCUUCACUUUAUAUAAUACCCUGGAUGAUAAAAAGGUUUAUUUGGAAAAAGAGAUUAGUCUGCUGAAUUCAAUUCAUGAGAACUUCUCACAGGCCAUGGCCUCCCCUGCUGCCCGGGACCAGUUUUUACGUCAGAUGGAACAGAUUGUGGAAGGAAUUAAGCAAAGUAGAAUGAAGAUGGAAAAGAAAAAGCAAGAGAACAAAAUGAGAAGAGACCAGUUGAACGACCAGUACUUGGAGCUGUUAGAAAAGCAGAGGCUAUACUUUAAGACUGUGAAAGAGUUCAAGGAGGAGGGCCGCAAGAAUGAGAUGCUGCUGUCCAAGGUGAAAGCGAAGGCCUCCUGAACAUCCCCAGCCGUGGUUGUAUGUCAUUGAUUUUACUUUUAAGCACCGUGUAUCAACUACAAGAUCAUGAAAUGGUUCUGAAAGCGACAGUAGAGAGAUGCAGUUGUGAUGAUUUCAACAACCUAGAUGUUUUCUUUCUCCUCUUUGCUUCCAUUCAUCUCUGUUGGCUGCUGUUGAUGGAGUCAGACAGUAAACACGUGGCUUGGAUAACACCCAUCAUCCUAUGAAGAAUAUGGGGAGUACUUGUUCUCUGUUGAUUCAACUUUUAUGUCUCCAGUAACAUUGCGCUUAUGAAGGUACCUGUAUUUGUAUGGACUGUGAAUAAAGAAGAACUCAUUUGUUUAGCAAGUGUUAGUUCAGCAACCACUGAGAAAUAAGCACUGAGGAAGAUUCAGAGACAUGUAAAACACAGUUCCUACUGCACAGGUACCCAGCAGGUGGCCCAGGGAGGCAGAUACAGCACACUUGACCACAGAACUGGGCUAUCCAAGAUGUUUUUCAGUAAACAGAAGGCAUUUAGCUGAAAUGAUCAGCCCAUGUAGUGUUGGUCACUUGGGCCUUUCACCUGCCAUGGUACCUUUUGUUCCCAGCUCCUCCAGGUGCCAGCCAGCAGGCUUGGUGGUGACAGCAACUGGAAUGAAAAUUCAGUGUUGUUUUAAUUUUUAUACGUUACUCAAGUUUAUUUCUCAGAAAAUUGAAAACAGACCUUGUGCUGAGGACACUUCAAUAAAAAUUAUACCUUCCCCUGCCCCAGUGUUCAUGUGAGUCACAGCAUGCAGAGGGGCUGUGCAUCCCCCUCAUUGAAGGCACAUUUGAUGAGGCUACGCUGCAGAUGGGUCAUGGUCUGAGCCAGGAGAGAGAUAGACACUGUUCCCUGCACUCAAGGCAAGUGGGGUGUCAGGAGGAAGAGCAGUAGGGUUUGCAGAGAUCCAGGGAAACUUCCUGGAGGAGGCAGCAUUUGAGCCCUAUCUAAAGUGAGAAUCGGAUGUUGAUAGGAAGACUGUUUUAAAUGAAAAUACACUAUAAUUAAAAACCCAAGAGAGUGCAGAGGAGUACAAGGCAUGCAUGUUGGGAAAGGAGGGGAUAAGCUAGUCUCUGCAGGAGGCUUCAGAGACCCGUCUGGGAAGUAGGGCUGAGACUAGGCUUUGGAGGGCCUUGAAGGGCAGCUGAGGGUUGAUUUUAAUCCUUGGAAAUGACCAGUGCAGAUCAAACAUGGAGCUCCUGCUGCCCUGGUCCUCAGGAGUCUGGUAACUCAGUCAUGUUCUGUAGGUUUGUGCUCCAUUUUGCAUAAAUCUUGCAAACAUACCAGGUGGCAGGUUUGGACAGUAACACAAAAGCUUAAACAUGUCAAGCAAGUGGGGCAUUCAGCAGCCACAGAAAUGUGUUCAUUUUUAGUUCCCUAAUGGAUGUGAUUAAGCAGGGCUGAUGUGUACAGAUUUAAAAACACACACACGUGCUGGAUUAAAAACAGCCACUGGUUUCAAUGCCAGGGCCAGCAAGGCCUGCCUGAGCCUUGCAGCAGCGUGCAAAUAGAAACUGCCACCUGCGAGUGCUUCUUGGGCUAUGUGCAGCUCCACCUCAGCUGGUCCCUGAGCCGUGGUCAUGUGGGGGUUUUGAAGGGCUAAGUUGAAGCAAGUAGUUGCAAAAGAACAGGUGGCACUCUGAGGGCAGGGGAAGGAGACAGAAGUUUGACUGCGUUUGAAAUUAUUUCAGUCAGGGAAACAUCUGCGUUGUCUUGUUAAGCAGCUUGUAGGCCCACCCCUGGCUAACUGAACUUUGUGAGCAGUUGGGGCAGUUAUUUGAAUAUUUGUCCAAAGGUGGUAGGGAGGCAGAUGACAUUGUGGGGUUAUUGGAGUCCACCUCUGUGCUGAUGGGGAAAGUAUGGCAUGAUGAAUCCAAAGCAACCAGUAAUUCUUUUUGAAAGUGCAGGCAUUUAUUUUGAGCUGUAUUUCACAGGAGUUUCAUUUGGUUUGGUUUUGGUAUAGAGAGGUGUCCAUAGAUCUCUAUUCCCUUUUUUUUUUUUAAUCCACAAGGCCUACUACGGAUAAAUCAGUUUCUGUUGCCUGAAUACACUUUGAAUUAGACUACAGAAGCCAGUUUGAGCUCAAAUUUCACACUUGCUGCAGACAACUCUCAGUGUGGACAGUGCCUUUCUGAGUAAUUAGGAUGUUAUAUGACUUUUUGGUGAAGCCGUAUAGGCUAAGGAGAUGCCCCAAGGCCCCUGAUCAUUUCAGAAGCCACCUGGAGCACCAGAAGGGGUCAUCUUCCCAGGGCUAUGGCUCUGUGUGCUUAGACAUAGUAUGGAAUUGUGCUCUAAGCCCACAGGCUUCUCCAGAGUUAAAAGGAAGCAAGAACAUCCUUAAGUUACUUUUUCAAAAUGUGCACUUCAGGAGGAACCAGGUUUCCCCAGGAGAGACAGGCUCCCUGCUCAAUCAGCACAGGGAGUUGCUAGCGGGCAGGCUGCCCAGUGCUGUGGAAUCUCCGCCAGCCUCUGGGUUGGGGGCUCCCUCCCACUUCUUGCUUCUUAUGGAGUACAUGGGACUGCUCUGCUUUAAGCCGCAAUCAGAGCUGUUGUGAGCAGGACAAGAUUGCGUGAUCACGAGGUGCGUGGGGAGAUGCUAGGACAUUUGUUGAUGUCUUUGACCUGUGCUCCGUCUCUGUUGGAUGACUGGGGUUAGCUAACACCACUAGAGGGAGGUACAGAAUGUUAAACAGUCAUCAGAGUCACACUGAGGGUUGUUUUAACAGAGGGCGAAUUCCCAGUUUGUCAAACAUAUCUCUGUUAGAGUCCGAAGUUCAUGGUUUUAAUGGUUCUAGCUCGUAGCCCUUACGUAUUUUCAGGAUAGCUGGGUCCUGCCAGUGUCCGCUGAGUCCGUCAGCACAACCAGAAGGUCCAGGGUCCAGGCAUGGGAAGCAUUCUCUGACAAUACCGAGCCCUCGGGACCUCCUGAAACCUUGAGCAGAGGCUGGAGAAGACCUUCAGACAGUCCUUUUACUACCUCACAAAGUGCCAUGCCCGGGACCUCAGACCUCAGGGUUGUGACGUUGUUGAUGUCGUCAGGCCCCAGUACAUCUCUAGUGACCGAAGCAGACCUGCCUGAAAGGGCACUCUGGACAGUGAGCCCUGGCUAUAACCUGUGCCCUCAUAUUUCUGCUGCCUCAUAUGGUCUUGUUUGCCCACUCUGUAGGUGACUGAUGAUCACCCUAAAAGGGAGGUAGGUAUCUAGCAAUAGCACAGUUACUUUGAGCCUGACCCCUUGUUCUGAAGUGCAGAUGUUGAAACAUGCAUUGAGGAAGAACACUUUAAGGAAGCACUUUAUGAUUUACUCAUGGCUGGUGUUGGCCUCAAAGUAAAAGAACAUCUUAAUGCAGAACAGUACAAUAAAGAGCCCCAUAGGAUGGAUGCCAUCAUCUGUCCCCAUGGUUGGGAUUGCCAAGGAAAGUGCCUUGUUCCGUGCAUCUUCGGAAUCCCCCAGGCCCUCUCUUGAUCCUUUUCAUGAAGUCCAGAGCAUUCCUUCUAUGACAGGCUGAAGAUGCAUUGUAAAAGGUAAUGCUAUAAUAGUAUUCCCUCUUCUCACAAUAAAUGUGCAAAACUGGAGGAUCUGGUGCUGAUCUGCAGCAUACUUGACAACACAGGGAAUACCGUGGAUGUUCCACGCCAGCCUUACAUCCGUCCCCAAAAUGUGCCGAGCUCAUUGCCUGCCCAUGUCCAGUGGCCCUGGGCAACAAAAGUGAGGGCCUGUCUUACCACACUCUCCCCAGCAUCUAGCUCAAGGUAGAUGACUGACUGGGAAAUUCCGGUUGGAUAAAAUGGCUUUUCCACGUUGCAACUUUGCAUCUCUAUUAGGAAAAUUUAGAUUGAACCUUUCCUCUACUUGAUGCUUAGUUUGAGAACAGUUUUCACAACUUUAGAGGGUCUCUCUCAGAGUAUGUUAUACUGUAACCUUGAAGUUUGAGAUGAAACAAGGUGUCAGAGAUUUUGAAUCUUUCAAAGGAAUUGCCUUUUACAGAUUUUUUUUUUUUAUUCCCUAAGAAGGGAAAAAGAGAGGGAAGAACUACACUAAUGUUAGAGAUAAGAUAUGUUUUGGCUCAAAAUGUGUCAUGAACCUAAAGGUAACUUGAUGGGCAGAAAUGUCUCAGCCAUGUGAACCAAGAAGUGGGACCACAGUGCAAGGCUGUGGGUGGCAGCACUAGAUAUGGUGGUGGCAGGAGUGUGACAUGUAGGCAUUCCAUGGGGGACAGCUGGACGGUGUCUAUCAAAAGUGCAAAUGCGUAAGCUUUUUGAACUAGCAAUGCUGCUCCUAAGAAUUGUACCUGUGUACAAGGUACUUGUGUACAAGAGUUUUUGUUGAAACAUUGUAAUAGCAAAAAGUUGGAGAGUGCCACCAAUACAGGGGAAUGGUUAAAUACAUUAUGGCCAGCUUAAACAAUGGAAUAGUUUGCAGAAAUUUAAAACAAUGGAUCCUGUGUGUGUGUACUACUAUAGAAUGGUCCCCAAGAUGCAUGAUUAAGUGAGGAAAAAAGAAGCCCAUGGUAUCCUAAUGUUUGGAAUGGAGAAAGUAUGUAGAUAUAUGUGUGUGCAUAUGUUUUCACACUGACAUAUACACGUGUAUAUCAUAUGUCCACCUGCAUAUGCCUAGGAUGUCUCUGGGAGGAUAUCUAGCAGCCCGGCAGCCUGAAUUGCCUCUGGGAAGAGGGGUGGGAAUGACUUUUCAAUGUACACCUUUUGUACCUUUUGAAUUUUGUACCAUGUACAUGUAUUAUCUAUUAAAAAAUAGUUCUUAAUUUUUAAUUUGGUAUACUUUUCUUAAUAGAACCAAAAUGGAAGAAAAUUCUGAUUCUCUAAAUCUGCUUUCUUAAAGAUAAAGCCUUUGAUUCAAAA
Messenger RNA from Gorilla gorilla gorilla (western lowland gorilla), 11036 nucleotides. RefSeq names its product CCC complex scaffolding subunit CCDC93 (gene CCDC93). Gene Ontology annotation, biological process: Golgi to plasma membrane transport. Bases 4598 to 6154 code for a protein of 518 amino acids. The transcript is spliced from 21 exons. NCBI's taxonomy places the organism in Eukaryota, Metazoa, Chordata, Mammalia, Primates, Hominidae. The record is from RefSeq and is a predicted model, not a curated record.